Molecule: messenger RNA, 445 nt
Organism: Copidosoma floridanum
Lineage: Eukaryota; Metazoa; Arthropoda; Insecta; Hymenoptera; Encyrtidae
Gene: singed
Product: fascin domain-containing protein singed
Biological process (GO): actin filament bundle assembly; cell migration; establishment or maintenance of cell polarity
Cellular component (GO): actin cytoskeleton; cytoplasm
Molecular function (GO): protein-macromolecule adaptor activity; actin filament binding
Source: RefSeq, a predicted model, not a curated record
GUGAACCUCCGUUCUGCUGGUCGCAAGCGCUUCGCCCACCUGAGCGCUUCCCAGGACGAGAUCCACGUGGACGCGCCCGUGCCCUGGGGCGAGGACACCCUGUUCACCCUCGAGUUUCGCGGCCAGAGCGACCACUCGGACUCGAAGACCAAGCCCGAGGCUGGCCACUACGCUUUGCACACCUGCAACAACAAGUACCUGGCUCGCGACGGCAAACUGCUCGAGACCUGCACCCGCGACUGCCUCUACGCCGCUGAAUUUCACGCUGGACUGCUCGCUCUCAGGGACGUGACCGGUGGCUACCUGGCGCCCAUCGGUAGCAAGGCUGUGUUAAAGUCGCGCUCGACCACCGUGACGCGCGACGAGCUCUUCUCGCUCGAGGACUCGCUGCCCCAGGCCUCCUUCGUCGCGGCCCUCAACCAGCGCUACGUGUCCGUUAAACAAG